AAUAUAACAAAAUGAAAAACAUAAAAGCAAAUUUUCUACUACAACUCUGUGUCCUGGCAAUUAGCCUAAAUACUGCCUUUGCCUGUCAUGGCACUUUGUUAGUUGCGGGCAUUACCGAAGAAGAGAAAGAAAUCAUUUUAAGAGAACACAAUAGAUUAAGGCAAACUGUUGCCACCGGCCGCUAUCCCGGCCAGCCGGCAGCAGAGAACAUGCGUGAAAUUGUCUGGGAUGAUGAGCUGGCCGAACGUGCCCAAAAAUGGGCCGAGAAUUGUCAAUUUCGUCACGAUCCCCAUAGGACAAUAAAUCGCUUUACAAUGGGCCAAAAUUUGGCCAUUAUUUGGAGUACAGCCCCCUUGGAUCCAGAUGAUGGUGAUUUUCCAUCCCGCAUCCAAAGUUGGUUCAAUGAAGUACAAAAAUAUUCCUUUGGCGAUGCCUGGUCACCCAAAACAGGUCAUUAUUCUCAGUUGGUUUGGGGCGAAACCAGUCUGGUUGGUUGCGGUUUUGCUGAAUACAAAGACAAAUCGAAAUACAAUAAAUUAUAUGUUUGCAAUUAUGGACCUGGUGGCAACGUUGUCGGCUACAAUCCCUAUGAAGUUGGCAAGCCAUCAUGCAGUGCUUAUGGCAUGAAACCCUCCAAGCGUUACAAUGGCCUUUGCGCAGCACCCGAUCCCAGUACCGUCAACGACAACGCUAUUGAAACGUAUGAAUAUAAAAACACUAACAGCAACAACAACAACAAUUAUAAUUCAUUCAGUGCUUAUAAUACCAAACAAACACAAACGCAAUAUACCACCACUACUAAAUUCCAAAAUAACCCCAGCAACAACCACCACAAGAAAAUCACAACCUAUACUAAUAGCUUCAAACAUCAACAGGCGACAUCAUCGCAAACCACGUCAACAUUAUCGCAAAAAAGUGGGAGCUCAUUCGGUACCAAGAACUUCGGUGGGUCGCAGUCAUACACCACGGAGAGUUCACAGCAACAACAACAACAACCGCAUCAAUACAAGAACAAAUUGGAAUCAUAUAAACCAACAGCGGAGGAAUUUAAGAAAUCCGUAUUUAAACACACCGUAUUACGUACUUCUGUAGGUGAGCAGCAGCCCCAAACACAGUCGGCCCAACAGCAGCAACAACAGCACCAACAGGCCCAAGCCACCAAUAAACAUGGUUGGAGUCUAUUGACAUGGCGUGGUUAG
Messenger RNA from Musca vetustissima, 1199 nucleotides. RefSeq names its product peptidase inhibitor 16. Gene Ontology annotation, cellular component: extracellular region. The record is from RefSeq and is a predicted model, not a curated record. The transcript has 5 exons. NCBI's taxonomy places the organism in Eukaryota, Metazoa, Arthropoda, Insecta, Diptera, Muscidae. Bases 12 to 1199 code for a protein of 395 amino acids.